Molecule: messenger RNA, 1584 nt
Organism: Cyphellophora europaea CBS 101466
Lineage: Eukaryota; Fungi; Ascomycota; Eurotiomycetes; Chaetothyriales; Cyphellophoraceae
Exons: 3
Coding region: 1-1584 (527 amino acids)
Source: RefSeq, a predicted model, not a curated record
AUGAUCUGUCAGGUCUACGUCAGCAACUACCUGUCCGCGAAUAAUAUAACAAUACGGAGGGUCUCACCUUCAGUUGCGCCAAUCCUGCCCCAGUCAAAGACGUCAACGUCGCUUGCUUCACGUUUGGCUUUACGAAAUCCUACACCCGAUAGACGCUUGCUACGGCCGAUUGGGCCCCCUCUGCCUCACAGCUAUUCGACAGGCAGCAUUCCUUGCUUCUCAGAUGCGGCUACGACUCCUUCGCCACAGAAAGGUCCUCCUGUUCCCCGAUUGACUGUUCCAAGUUCGGAAGAUCUCGAAGUCAGCGUUGCGGAUGCUAUUCGUGAAAGCCGGAUGACCAACAACGAGAUCGAGCUUCUGAAACAAGUUCAAAGAGAAGUCGUUGCGAACCAAAACCGGUUGAGGGCAAAGUACAGCAGUCCAAGAUAUACUUCAAACGAGCGAGCAAACGACAACACCCAUAAUGAUCGCACUGAUUGCCCAGCCCGCGAGCCAGGCGCGGUGUCUCCCAAGAUCGACACAAGUCUGGCAAAGACGGAAGCUGGAGAACUUGUCUCUAAGGUUCAAGCCACUACCAGCAAGACCAGUGACGGAGCAGCCGAUGAUCGUACCUUCAAUCCCAAGCAUGUCUAUUUCGAGCAGGACGCUGCCUAUUGGACAGGUCGAUACAUGACUAUCUGCGACCGUUUAAGAGGUGAGAGUUUACAAUUCUCGCUCAGGUCCAAAUCCCUUUCGCCUACUUCGUCGGAAGGAUCUUCACUAGAGUCAUACGAGUCGCAGGAUCGAAAGCGGAUGCGCACGGCACUCUUUGAGCUCCGGUCGUUUUGCAAGACCGAGAAGGCUCGUGACAGCUUCGCAGUCUUUGAGAAGAAGCUGACGCAAGGUUGUGCCCGGUCUGAUAUCCCGAGCUCCACUAGCAGCCAGAGCUUGACAGAGCCCUCUGAUCAAGUUGCUAUUAUGCAAGCCAGUGCCAGAGUGCGUCGCAACCUCGCGCGCUCUCACGCAUCCGGAAAAGAUUCGUACAUGACUAGUACCUCGGAAACCGCAUCAUUUCAAUGGCCCAAAGCCGACGUGGCCAUGCCAAACAUCUUUGGUCGACUCGCGCUAGCUAAAAGCAAAACAACAGGUAACAUGGCAGAGCUGACAGCUGACUCAUCAGGUCAACGAGAACAGGCAGCGCGAUCUGGGAUCGGACGGCAUGACCAUCGAAAAUCGUCCACGCUGAGCGUAUCGGAGAGCAUACCUCCAGUCAUCCAGGAAGACACGACUGAGCAGCCAUAUCACCGCCCGUCACAUUCAAUUGGAGCCCGAAGGCACAAGAGACAAUCCUCGAACCUCAGUGUUGUCAGCACUGUUGGACGGUCUGACGAGAUUGCCCCCGGAGUCACGGUUUCCUGUAUCGAGAGUGGGCAUCCGCCAGUACCUCCCCUGCCAGCUACGAAGUCAUUGCCAGCCCCACAGUCAUAUGGAGUCAUGGUCAAAGGUGAGAAGCAACGACGGUCCAGUGGCGAGGUCAUGAAGAGCUUUUGGUAUGCUGGUGUCGACCAGGUCAAAAAGAUGGGUGCGGGACGAGAACGAGGUUAG